CACUCUUAACACUAGUGACCUCGAUGGUACUCCCAGCAGGCACUUCCUGUUUCCUGUGUGAGCAGCUGGUGAGAGCGCGACGGGUCCGGUGGGGAGGAGAAGCCGUUUACAUCGGUCUCCAAACGCUUUACAUCAGCCCAGCCAAUCACAGCCACGGAUGUGCUUAUGUUAAGGUUUCUAAGAACCGAACCAUGGACAAACACAAAGUGAAGAGACAACGUCUGGACCGUAUCUGUGAUGGUAUCCGACCACCAAUCCUUAAUGGUCCUAUGCCAGUCCGUCCUUUGGUGGCUCUUUUGGAUGGAAGAGACUGCACAGUUGAAAUGCCUAUAUUAAAGGAUGUGGCUACAGUGGCAUUCUGUGAUGCUCAAUCUACACAAGAAAUUCAUGAGAAAGUAUUAAGUGAAGCUGUGGGAGCCCUGAUGUAUCACACAAUUACCCUAUCUCGAGAAGACUUGGAGAAAUUCAAGGCCCUGCGUAUCAUCAUAAGGAUUGGCAGUGGAUAUGACAAUAUUGAUAUUAAAUCUGCAGCUGAAUUAGGGAUUGCAGUUUGCAAUGUUCCCUCGUCGUCAGUAGAGGAGACGGCUGAUUCAACCCUCUGCCACAUUCUGAACCUGUAUCGAAGGGUCACAUGGCUGCACCAAGCUAUGAGGGAGGGGAACCGAGCAUCCAGUGUGGAACAAAUAAGAGAGGUGGCUGGCGGGGCUGCCAGAAUCCGCGGGGAGACUUUAGGAAUCAUUGGACUUGGUCGGGUUGGACAAGCUGUUGCUCUGCGAGCAAAAGCCUUUGGAUUUACCGUCAUAUUUUAUGAUCCCUAUCUUUCGGAUGGAGUAGAGCGCUCUCUAGGUCUUCAGAGAAUGGGAACUCUUCAAGAACUGCUAAUGCAUAGUGACUGCAUUACACUUCACUGCAGUCUGAAUGAGCACAACCAUCACCUCAUUAAUGAUUUCACCAUAAAGCAGAUGAGGCAGGGAUGCUUCUUGGUAAACACAGCUCGUGGAGGACUUGUGGAUGAGAAAGCGCUAGCUCAGGCUUUAAAAGAUGGCCGAAUUCGUGGUGCUGCACUGGAUGUCCAUGAGUCUGAACCUUUUAGCUUUUCUCAGGGACCUUUGAAAGAUGCCCCUAAUUUGAUCUGUACCCCACAUACUGCUUGGUACAGUGAGCACGCUUCAAUUGAAGCAAGAGAAGAGGCAGCUAAAGAAGUUCGUAGAGCCAUUGCAGGUCCAAUUCCAGAUUGCUUAAGAAAUUGUGUAAAUAAGGAGUAUUUGAUGGCAGCUGCACAGUGGUCAGGAAUGGAGUCUGUUCAUCCAGAGCUAAAUGGGGCAGCAGCAGCAGGAUAUAGGUUUCCCCCAGGAGUUGUUGGAGUAGCUGCUUCGGGACACCCAGCUGCAGUGGAAGCGCUGGUGGCUGCCUCACACCCAUUAAUCCCCACUGUUUCUCACACUCCAUCACCUGGACAGACCACCAAACCUGACCCAGACAGAGAGAUUCCUACUGACCAGUAGCAAUACUGCGCCUAGUUGGGUCUCCUUUUUGUUUAUUUUGUUAUGCUUUUUGUUUUUCCUUUUUUUUUUUUUAAACUACCACUCCCAUAUUUGUGCUCUGUUUCCCCCUCAGUGUAGUUUGGGGGUCAAGGGCAGGAAUCCAGGUUUUUUCAGCAGCUUUACCCGGUUGAUGGAAUCAGGCUGCAAGCCCUGAGGUGUAUCAUCUCUCCUCACACCGGAAAGGAGAAUGUUCUUACCAAUGUCUGGAAACCUUUAGAUAAUGCCUUUCAACAGAUCUAUUUUUUAACUGAUUUCGUUUUAAGUGAAAUAUGAUACGGGUGGGUUGUGCUUCUGUGUGCUGGGGUAUGCUGAUCUCUUCUGCUUCCUCUAGUACAAGACAUGCCCGGUUGUCUCAGGGAGCUGAGGCAUCACCAAAUUUUUUUAUUAGUAGUAGGUGUCUGCAUGUUAACCCCCUUAGUGCUGGAGGAUCUGUAAUGUGUUCUUUUAUAGUCUGUUGCUCUCCUCUUUACCCAAGGGUUUACUAAGGCAGGGGGGAUGUUUAUAUCAUCUGUUUUAUAAGAGAAUUAAUCUUCAUCAAGGAUUCAUGUGAAAUGAUUUAAAUGAUUUGCAAAGUUUCUACAUUGGGUUCUAAUAGUUCAUCUCUGUGUAGAAGGAAAACAGUAACUGGAUAGCAAUUGGUGUUUUAAUUGCACACCAGCUGAAAGUCUUAUUUUUUAUUUUUUUUAAAUGCUGAGCAUGGGCAUUCAUUCAGUUAUUCUUCACCAUUAAAUCUUUUUGAUGUACUGAGAGUUUAACAGCAUUGUUUCAGGAUUUUUCAUACUCCAUAUAAUAUGUAGAGGUAUAAUUUCACAGCUGCAAAGGCAUUUUAUUAAAGAAAAUCAUCGCUGAA
Messenger RNA from Rana temporaria (common frog), 2394 nucleotides. Its product is annotated as C-terminal-binding protein 2. The transcript is spliced from 11 exons. The record is from RefSeq and is a predicted model, not a curated record. Lineage: Eukaryota; Metazoa; Chordata; Amphibia; Anura; Ranidae. Gene Ontology annotation, molecular function: transcription corepressor activity; NAD binding; oxidoreductase activity, acting on the CH-OH group of donors, NAD or NADP as acceptor. Bases 24 to 1505 code for a protein of 493 amino acids.